Molecule: messenger RNA, 3039 nt
Organism: Lagopus leucura (white-tailed ptarmigan)
Lineage: Eukaryota; Metazoa; Chordata; Aves; Galliformes; Phasianidae
Gene: CERK
Product: ceramide kinase
Exons: 13
Coding region: 1-1632 (543 amino acids)
Molecular function (GO): kinase activity
Source: RefSeq, a predicted model, not a curated record
AUGGAGCGGCUCCCGGGCGGCCGGCGGCUCCGGCUCGCGUCCUCGCUGGGGCUGGGGCAGCGCUGCUGGGAGGUGACCUUAGACGAGGAGCGGGGGCUGCUGGCCUGGCGCGACCCGCGUCCGCCGCGCCGCGGCGCCGAUAACUGUUUUGUACCAACCUCUGAGAUCAUUGCUGUAGAAGAAACUGAACUGAACAAGAAACAGCAUAGUACUGGCAAAUGGCAAAAAAUGGCAAAGCCCCAUGCUUUCACAGUUUAUUACGUGAAAAAAGCCCGAAAUCACCGCUGGCGGUGCAGAGAUGUGACGUUUUGGUGUGCUGAUGAGUACUUGUGUAACCAGUGGAUACAGGCACUGAAAGAAUUACUUGAAAUGCAGAAGUGCAGACCAAAGCAGUUGCUUGUGUAUAUUAAUCCAUAUGGAGGAAAGCGACAAGGGAAGAGGAUUUAUGAACAGAAAGUUGCUCCACUUUUCAGUUUGGCUUCUAUUUCUACUGAUGUUGUCGUAACUGAACAUGCUAACCAUGCUAAGGAGAACUUAUUUGAAGUUAAUAUUAAUAAAUAUGAUGGUGUUGUUUGUGUUGGUGGGGACGGCAUGUUCAGUGAAGUGAUGCAUGGUCUCAUUGGAAGAAUGCAGAAGGACUCUGGCAUAGACCAAAAUAAUCCCAAAGCACCGUUAGUCCAGUGCAAUAUAAGGAUUGGCAUAAUUCCUGCUGGCUCAACAGAUUGCGUAUGCUAUUCAACUGUUGGUAUUUCUGAUCCAGUAACAUCAGCUCUUCAUAUUAUUAUAGGUGACUGUCAGCCUUUAGAUGUCUCAUCUGUGCAUCAUAACAACACGUUUUUGAAGUAUGCUGUGUCAUUGUUGGGUUAUGGUUUUUAUGGAGACGUUUUGAAAGACAGUGAAAAGAAGCGGUGGAUGGGUCCGAUGAGAUAUGACUAUUCAGGCUUCAAGACUUUUCUUUCUCAUCAUUACUAUGAAGGAACAAUUUCCUUUCAACCAGCAAAACACACACUGGGAUCUCCACGAGAUAAAGAUAGCUGCAGAACAGGAUGUUACGUUUGCAAGGAAAGUGAGCAACAGCUGGCAGAACAACGCAAGAAGUGUGGAUUCAAACAUGAAGAAGAUGAAGAAGAAUGGAAGGUUAUUAAAGGAAAAUUUCUAGCCAUCAAUGUAGUAAACAUGAGCUGUGCCUGUCCACGAAGUCCAAAAGGUCUUUCACCUGCAGCUCAUUUAGCAGAUGGUUCAGCUGACCUCAUUCUAGUUCGUAAAUGCUCCAGAUUUGAUUUUCUGCGUUAUCUUGUCAGACAUACAAACCAACAUGACCAGUUUGACUUCUCAUUUGUAGAUGUUUAUCGGGUGAAGAGUUUUCAAUUUACAUCAAAGCUUUCAGAAGACAAUGAAAGCAGUGUCACAGACAUAGGAAAGAAACGUUUUGGCCAAUUUUGCAGAGAUCAUCCAGCCUGCUGCUGCAAUAUUGCUAAUAGCACUUGGAACUGUGAUGGAGAAACUCUGGAUAGUUCAGCAAUUGAAGUGAGGGUUCACUGCCAGUUAAUGAAACUGUUUGCAAGGGGAAUUGAGGAAAACAGUAAAGAUGAAGCUGCCUACAGCCACAGUAGCAUUGAACAAUUACUAUAAGUACUGUUCCUCCGAUGAGGAGAAGAAAAAAAUAAAUGCUCAAGGAAAUUGAGUAUAUGUGCAUUUUAGUCAAAUUGACAAGUAUUUUAAAGUCUUAGAAUUUUUUUUGUGAUAGUUUCAGUAUAAUUUUAGAUUUUUAUUUCACUAUUUUUUUUUACAUUGUAGUCAUUAAAAUAUGUCUUGGAGUAAUGUCAUCUAAGUUAUGUUAGAGAAGAGAGAAUUGGCGUAUGUGUAUGUAUUCACAACAACUGAAAAAUACUGUGCUUUUCUAGAGAGCUGAUUUAGCAGUUGUGUUGCAAUAAUAUGUAAUUGUUAUAAAACAUUGAACUUUAUAUUGCCAUCAAACCAAGAUACAAAGACAAGAUAUUUUCAGUAUCUGAGAGAAUGUGUUCUGCUGGGAGUGUGAAGUAUUGCGUGUGGCUUAAGUGCUGGACAACAGUGUUGUCCUUGGCAUAUUUUUUUUUAAUCUUUCCUUUGUAGUUCUGACAAUACCUUGCAACUUAUCAAUGCAAUUCAGAUACACAUUCCUGGCUUUAAGUAAUAACAAUAACAGUCUAGAAAUAUUUUUAAAAACAAAAGCACAUCUGUAGACAGAUCAUAACUUCUAUAUAUUCUAUUUAUAAGUGCUUCCUUGCAUGCUGCUGUUUGGGAUUAUAAAGCAUCUAACGACUGUUUGGAUUAUACCAAAUACUGUGUACUGCAUUGAAAUGUCUUGCAAGCAACUCACAGGGAUGUGUGAUACCAGGAAAGCAUAGGCAGGGGAAAAUAAAAAUACCUUAUAAAACACCAGCAAAUUUUACAUUUCUAAAAAUGGUUAAAAUUAACAUAUGAAAAGCUUUCCUCUUCAGUACAGGAUUCUUUGCAGAUUCUAUGAGAUAUGUUAAAAUGUCUUUGCAAAGUAAGAUGUUGGAAUAUUAAGUUUGAAAAUAUUAUUUGAUGAUUGAAUGUCUUUUAAACAAUGUUUUAUUUAACUAAAUAGGAAGCAGAGUAAUGUGUGAUGUGAAGUCAAAGGAAGAAACUGGCAUCUGAUAAAUCACAAAUCACUGUGCUUAUUUUUACAGCAAGUACCUUAGACUAUCAAGUACGAUUAUGGAGCGAUUAUUUAAGUUAUACUUGAAUUUAUGUAUUGUGGCUCACACACAUCCAGUGUGUAGUCUUGGGGCAAAAUUUUCCUCUUGUCAAGCAGGUUACUUCCUGUUUGGUAAGGAUCAGAACUUAACCUCCAUUUGUUAAUGCUUACUGCAUCUCAGAUUUUUUGUGUGUGUGUUUGAACAGCUAAUUAUUCUCUAUUCAUGUAUAUUUAUUGGUAUUUCUGUCAUUCAGCUUCUACUGGUUUCGUGUAUAUUUGCUCUGUGUAAGCCAUGGUGAUCGGUCAGUUUAUUUCUGAAGCACUUGAAGUUUCUUUUA